Salvia splendens (bonfire salvia) is the source of this 1310-nucleotide messenger RNA. Its product is annotated as MAP3K epsilon protein kinase 1. The coding region runs from base 479 to 1039 and encodes 186 amino acids. NCBI's taxonomy places the organism in Eukaryota, Viridiplantae, Streptophyta, Magnoliopsida, Lamiales, Lamiaceae. The transcript is spliced from 5 exons. The record is from RefSeq and is a predicted model, not a curated record.
AAUGAAUACACGAUCAUCUCCAUCUGUCCUCCGCCGCGGAACUGAACGGCAGAGAGUCUCCUUAGAACACUCCGCUGUCAACUGUUUCAUCAAUUUGUCGCGGAUUUAUAUUCUCUAUGUUACGUAUCUUUGAAUGGAGGCAUAAUUUUUCGCGAAUUAGGGCUCCAUUGUUGUUAGAACUCUCGGAGAUGGCGCGGCAAAUGACGACUUCCGCUUUCCACAAAUCAAAAACCCUUGACAACAAAUAUAUGCUUGGAGAUGAGAUCGGGAAAGGGGCUUAUGGAAGAGUCUAUAAGGGUUUGGAUUUGGAAAAUGGAGAUUUUGUUGCAAUCAAGCAAGUUUCCCUCGAGAACAUUGCUCAGGAGGAUCUCAACAUCAUUAUGGUCUUAAUGCACUAUUCAACCUAUGUAAGAUAAAUAAGAGGAGACAGGAACAGGCUGCAGAAAAUGGGAUCAUUCCCCACUUACUGCAUUUCAUCAUGUCAGAUUCUACUCUAAGACAGUAUGCUUUACCUUUGCUAUGUGAUAUGGCUCAUGCAUCAAGAAAUUCGAGGGAACAGUUGCGAGCCCAUGGAGGACUGGAUGUGUAUCUGAGCCUUCUUGAAGAUAAUAUCUGGUCGGUGACUUCACUAGAUUCUAUUGCUGUUUGCUUGGCCCACGACAAUGAGAAUAGGAAAGUAGAGCAAGCUUUGCUCAAAAAGGAUGCCAUCCAGAAAUUGGUCAAGUUCUUCCAGUGCUGUCCAGAACAACACUUCUUGCACAUAUUAGAACCAUUCUUGAAAAUUAUCACGAAAUCUUCUCGAAUAAAUACUACUCUGGCAGUUAAUGGACUGACACCACUGCUAAUCUUGAGACUUGAUCAUCCAGAUGCAAUAGCUCGUCUGAAUUUGCUUAAGUUAAUAAAGGCUGUAUAUGAGCACCACCCGCGUCCCAAGCAACUGAUUGUGGAGAACGAUCUGCCUCAGAAGCUUAAGAAUUUAAUUGAGGAGAGGAGAGGAGAGGAGAGAUGGACAGAGUUCUGGGGGCCAAGUUUUGGUUAAACAAAUGGCCACUUCACUCCUUAAAGCACUACAUAUCAAUACCGUUUUGUAAUGUAAAUUUUCUUUAUUUAUUUUUUCCGCUUGUGAAGUUUCACAUCUUAUUACCAAUCGUAGUUUUGCUUUGUUUCUUUUCUUGUCUUUUUCUUUGGUGUUUUGGAUAAUUUUUAUUUUUCAUGCCCAUCAAAGUUUUUGUAAUUAUUUUAUUCUACAAACAAAACUGAUGUGGCAACGCAAUGUGUAAUCUUAUCUAAUAUUAGUAUAUUUUAAUUUU